Messenger RNA from Mixia osmundae IAM 14324, 1167 nucleotides. RefSeq lists its product as uncharacterized. The transcript is spliced from 3 exons. Lineage: Eukaryota; Fungi; Basidiomycota; Mixiomycetes; Mixiales; Mixiaceae. The record is from RefSeq and is a predicted model, not a curated record. Gene Ontology annotation, cellular component: membrane. The coding region runs from base 1 to 1167 and encodes 388 amino acids.
AUGGCGGCCGAUCUCCUGCCACCUGUAGACCACAGGUCAUGUCGAUUACUUGGUCCGACCGCUCUCAUCGUGCAAGCCAUCAUGGGUGUCCUCGUUGUAGCCUCACUCCUGCUCAAGCGAACAAGGGAGCGGCCGAGAAGACCUUGGAAGAUCUGGCUGGGCGACUUUUCCAAGCAAGUCAUGGGCCAAGCCUUCCUGCACGCCUCGAACGUCCUCAUCUCGGACGUCAUCGCUCACCAUGCACGAAGGAAAGAGAACCCUUGCAGUCUCUACUUUCUCAACAUACUCGUCGACACCACACUCGGCGUACUCAUCCUUUAUGGCGUCCUCAAGCUUUUCACACGCGUCCUUGUGCAGAGACAAGGCAGGCAAGACUUUCAAACGGGCUUCUACGGUGAGCCGCCCUCGAUGGUCGUCUGGGGCAAGCAAUUGCUUGUCUACCUGACCGCAUGCGCUGUCAUGAAGAUCCUCGUCGUCGCUUUCUUCCUCUCCGUACCAAGGAUAUACAGGCUAGGCGACUGGCUCCUCAGUUGGCUCGGCGAUCAUCCCGAUUUCCAGGUCACGUUCGUCAUGGCGGUGUUCCCCUUGAUCAUGAACACGCUGCAGGCGAUGAUCAUUGACUCGUUCAUCCGCGAGAAACACAGUGACGAGACCGAGCAGGACAAACUGACAGCAGACGAGGAAGCUGUCAUACGGCAGCAAUUCGAACAACAACCUCGCAUUCCUGACGAGAUUGUCAAACCGACCGUGUCUGCCCACGAAGGCGACUACUUCUACACUGCCAAUGGUCGCAAGCGGGACUCUUCCGAAAGUGCCCGUCGGUCUGCCGAAUCGAUCAGAGGCGCCAGCUUGCUCCUUCGCGCUCAGCCGACGCUCUCUCGACGCGGCUCGGGAGCAUCCAAUAGAAGCGCGCUCAGUCGCAAGUUGUCUGUUGCGACGCAUGACUAUCCUCCCGCAACAGAGGAAGAGGUCACUUCGCCGCUCUGUUCGCCGGGUGGCACGCUCAGGCCGAGCUACGGCAGCAUACCCAAUUCCCCGCAUCCCUCGCCAUUGCGCGAGACGGUCUCGCCGCACGGUGAAGCAGAAUCGCCGACUGCCUUUAUCAAACGCAAGCGAGGCAGUCCGCGCACGUCUGGCGAGCUAAGGCGAUCCAUGUCCCGCCAAUAG